This is a messenger RNA of Colossoma macropomum (tambaqui), 1932 nucleotides long. RefSeq names its product cytochrome P450 2J1-like. The coding region runs from base 21 to 1652 and encodes 543 amino acids. Gene Ontology annotation, cellular component: cytoplasm; intracellular membrane-bounded organelle. Gene Ontology annotation, molecular function: iron ion binding; heme binding; oxidoreductase activity, acting on paired donors, with incorporation or reduction of molecular oxygen, reduced flavin or flavoprotein as one donor, and incorporation of one atom of oxygen. The record is from RefSeq and is a predicted model, not a curated record. Lineage: Eukaryota; Metazoa; Chordata; Actinopteri; Characiformes; Serrasalmidae. Gene Ontology annotation, biological process: xenobiotic metabolic process. The transcript has 10 exons.
CCACAGUGUGACGUCACGGCAUGACGGACCAAUCAUAUAUUUACAUCGUCCAAGCAAUAAAAGGUCCAGAAGGCAGCCCUGCCUCACUUCCACAGAAGGUAAACUCCAGUGUAGUUCCACCUCCACCUGUACUCCCAGCAGGAGAAGGCAUGGCAUCCAUUAUCAGUGCGCUGUUAAAAGUGACUGCAAAGUACUUCUCCAUGGAGGGAAUUCUGGUCUUUCUGGUGGUUUUGGUACUGGUGAAAUACCUGAGUGACGUUCGGCCCAAGAACUUCCCGCCUGGUCCCUUUCCUCUGCCUCUUAUAGGGAACGUGCACAACAUCAACAUUCGCAAUCCAGUUGGGUCCUUUUCAAAGAUGCAUGAGAAGUAUGGAGAUGUAAGCACGAUUUACCUCUUGAGCGAGGCCUGUAUUCUGCUCUCUGGCUAUAAGAGUUUCAAAGAGGCGUUUGUGGAACAAGCGGACAUCUUUGCUGAGCGGGCGUACUACCCACUGAAUGACCGACUGUCCAGAGGAUUGGGCUUGAUCUCUUCUAGUGGACACGCGUGGAGCCAGCAGAGACGCUUCGCUAUAGCCGUGCUGAAGCACUUUGGGGCAGGGAAGAAAACCAUGGAGGAAUCCAUCCUGCAGGAGAGCCGCUACCUGUGUGAAGCUCUGCAAGCACAACAAGGUUUGUCCUUUGACCCCGACCGUAUCCUCUCCAACGCAGUGGCCAAUAUAAUCUGCAGCCUGGUGUUCGGCCGCAGGUUUGAGUACAAUGACCAGCAGUUACAUCAGAUACUAAUGUAUUUCGAUGACGUAGUUCAGCUGCCUGCAAACGCCUGGGGUCAGUUGUACAACCGCUUCCCCACCCUCAUGUCCUGGUUGCCGGGUAAGCACCAAACUGCCUUCUCCAGCCUCGCAAAGAUUAAGCACUUCAUCCAGGAAGAGAUCCAGAGACACAAGCAGGACCGAAACCCCAGCAACCCCAGAGAUUAUAUCGACUGCUACUUGGAAGAAAUCGAGAAGUGUAAAGACAGCAGAGCCCAGUUCACAGAGGAGAACCUGGUGUUCUGUGUGGUGGAUCUGUUUGCAGCCGGCACAGAAACUACUUCCAACACUCUUUUAUGGACGUUACUUUACAUGGCCAAAUAUCCUGAAGUGCAAGAGAAAGUCCAUGCUGAGGUUGAUCAGGUGAUAGGACGGGCUCGUCAGCCCUCGAUGACUGACCGGACUCUGAUGCCCUACACCUACGCAGUGAUCCAUGAGGUUCUACGUGCUGCUAACGCCCUCAACAUCACUCCUCCCAGAGUGGCCAACAGAGACACUACAGUAUCGGGCUACCUCAUUCCUAAGGGGAUGACCGUGUUCCCCAUGCUGAGGCCAAUCAUGCAGGACAAGAAUGAGUUCAGCACACCAGACCAGUUCAACCCUGGACACUUCCUGGACGAGAAUGGCAAAUUUCUAAAGAAAGAAAGUUUUAUCCCCUUUUCUAUAGGUAAGCGUACGUGUCCAGGUGAACAGAUGGUGCAUAUGGAGUUCUUCCUGUUCCUCACCUGCAUGAUGCAAAGCUUCAGCUUUCAAGCCCCUGAGGGCCAGACUGUGAUGUUAGAGGGCACUGUGGGCAUCACCACGGCCCCCAAACCCUUUCAGAUACGCGCCAUCCCACGCUGAUGCCAACCUGACCAACCAGAUUUCCUCAACUUUUUUCCAAAAGAAGUGUUUGAUGUGUGCAAACAUUGUUAAAGUUUCAAAUAUACUGUUUUCUUUUCAGUUCAUAUGUUAACUGUUUAGCAAAAAUGGCCCAUUUUGAAACCAGACUUAACUUGUGGGAGUGUUUCAGCACUGACUGCUUUUUGAGUGAGUCAAGGCUAGAACAGAUUGUUUACCCAUUUGAGCCUUAAAAGCACAGCCUCUUUAUCCCUUAGAAUAAAGAGAUGUUGGUCAUGUAAAA